UUGACCUCCCAGCUGAUGAAAAUGGACACUCUUUCGGCGGCCUACGAUUCUGACGCCAGUAGUGGGGCUGAGGGAGAAGAGACGCCCCAACAGGAAGAUGAAGCGACUCCCAUCAACGUAGAGGAGUCCUCCAGCGUCCUCUCCAGACUGAAGGAAAAGUUCCCGCUCAACAGCGCGCCCGCCGUUCCUAUCCGCGAAAGUCCGGACGACCUGUUGCGAGUAGGUCCGGACACGAAGGAGGUCGCGUACAACCCGACGGUCGAGCAGCUCUAUGCACCUGAGGUGGGGCCGACUAAUCCGUUCAAAACUCGCCAGCAGUUGGCAAACAAGAACACGCUGUCUGGGUUUGUGGAGCCGGCCCAUUUCGACGCUUUUCAGUUUGAGAAUCAGAGAAGGACCUUCCAUUCGUAUGGAUAUGCACUGGACCCAACAGCCAUGGAAGCUGCUGCUACUGGGCCAGUGGGUGACCAGCUAAGAGCGGAAGAGAUGAAGGAGGUGAGUGUGUUCGAAGUAAAGAAAGUGAGAACGGGGGAGAAGAGGCGGAGGAAGGAUAAAGGAGAUCCAGCUGAUCUCGAUGGAUACAUGGGUCCCUGGAGGGAGUACGAAGAUGAGGUGAAGGUGUCAAAGCCAACGCCGGAGCAGAUGGUCAUUCUGGAUGAGCAGUUUGGAGAGAAGCUGAAGGCCAAGGAGAAGAAAGAGGACGAUACCAUCACCGAGUCGACCAUCUUACACGUUGAAAAUCCUUGCGACUAUCUCGGUCGCUCCUACCUCCACAUCCGACAAGAUUUGGACGUCGACCUUCGAACCGAGGAACCGCCACCAAAGUGCUUCUCUCCCAAGAAGUUGGUGCACACGUGGGUCGGCCACACGAAGGGGGUCGCGGCCAUACGACUGUUUCCUCACUCAGGCCACUUGGUACUGUCUGCCGGCAUGGACUCCAAGAUCAAGUUGUGGGAGGUGUAUGGAGAGAGGAGGCUCUUGAGAACCUUUGUCGGUCAUGCUAAGGCGGUGAGGGACAUCUGUUUCAGUUGCAAAGGGACUCGUUUCCUAAGCUGCAGCUACGAUCGCUACAUCAAACUAUGGGACACUGAGACCGGUGAGUGUCUGGCAAGGUUCACCAACAAGAAGACGCCUUACUGCGUGAGGUUCAAUCCCGACGAAGACAAACAGAACCUCUUUCUCGUGGGCUGUGCCGACAAGAAGAUCUACUGCUUCAACAUAGAUUCGGGGGAGAUAGUGCAGGAGUACGAUCGUCACCUCGGAGCCGUCAACACCAUCACGUUUGUAGAUGGGAACCGGAGAUUCGUCACCACGUCUGACGACAAGAGCCUCCGCGUCUGGGAAUGGGAUAUUCCAGUGGAUAUGAAGUAUGUGGCUGAGCCUCAUAUGCACUCCAUGCCGGCCGUGACACUCUCCCCUAAUGAGAAGUGGUUGGCGUGUCAGUCGAUGGACAACACCAUACUGGUGUACGGAGUCCACAACAACUUCAGACUCAACAGAAAAAAGAACUUCAAGGGGCACAUGGUGGCCGGCUAUGCCUGUUCUGCUGACUUCUCUCCAGAGGGAAGUCUGGUGGUAUCGGGUGAUGCAGAUGGGAAACUGACGGUAUGGGAAUGGAGAACCACUAGGAUCGUGACAAGGUUCAAGGCGCACGACUCUGUGUGUAUCAGUUGCCUAUGGUUACCGCACGAGACAUCAAAGGUCAUCAGUUGUGGCUGGGACGGGAAGAUACAUCUCUGGGACUAACUCACUAACUUCAAUCUUCCACAUACAUACAUACCUUGCUUACUUUAAGUCUUCUUUUUCCAAACGUGGAUUUUAUGCAGUAAUAAGUUUCAACUGGUACAUAACUGCAUUUUGUUGAUGGAUGACUUAUAGAUACUUCAUGGUAAGUUUUUUCAAAUUUCUCUCAAGCCUUCAUAUAAUAUUAUAAUUCACAAGUA
Molecule: messenger RNA, 1943 nt
Organism: Geodia barretti
Lineage: Eukaryota; Metazoa; Porifera; Demospongiae; Tetractinellida; Geodiidae
Source: the annotation of a GenBank genome assembly